GUCUGCUCAGUGUCUGGAGGAGAGUGGGCGAGGAAGGAGAGGGCGAGCGAGCGAGCAAGCAAGCAAGCAAGCCAGCAGCGGAGAAACCUGGAAAUCAACGUCAACUUAGCACCCAGUACGCAAGAAAUGUCGACUUUGACAUAGCGAUAUGCACGGGGUCGCCGAACAACGCACCGCGCCGUGGGUUUAGGCGACUGGAGCGGGUCGCCUGUGGACAACAUUCGCGACGACCGGACUCUGGACGCAAGAAAACAACAACAGUGGUUUAAGAAAAAGGAGCGCGAGAGAAACGAGGAUUACACACACAGCAGUGACAAUAAAACAACACAACUCUCGUGCCGAAGGACACAAUGAAGACGUAGCGAGGCAAGAAGUCAUCAAGUGUCUCGGACCUGCUAGCCAUCCAGCUUGAGAGCGAAUGCGAGGUAAAGCUAACGCGUGCUAGUGCAAGCCCAUAAGCAGAGUUAGCUCGUGGGCUAACGCUAGCUGACAGACUCCCAACGCGUUUUGGUCAACUUUUGCUGUUGUUUCCCGGGAGCCUAAACACUGACGGAGUGUCCUAACAAAAGAGGGGAAGGGCCGGCUCCCUUCUCGACUUGUUCCCCUCUACGUAUAUUUUCCCGGAUCGAUGGCAGCGGAGGUCAGUAGUGAGGAGUCGGGCUCGGUCACGGCGGGGACAGGCGGAGGAGGCCCGGAGACGGCCCCGUUCCCUUGCUAUCCCAGGUCGACCAGAGUGAGGGUGGCGGAUUCAGGACCUGCGCCAGCCCUCCGUCAACUCACAAACACGUCUCCGGACUCACUCCCGGACAUGAGUAUGAUCUAUCCCAUGUCAAGUGGGGAUAUAAGCGGAUCUACCCUGUCCACGGCAGGGAGUGGCGGAGGUGGACAUUCAGUUUUAACGAGCUCAGGGAACGUGGGCGGCAUGUGCGGCUCUCCCACUUCAGAAGCGCCGGCCUGUCGGAUUUCACCCACAUCGUCAGCCCCGGACGGGGUGACCGACUUCCCCCCGCUACCGCCUCCUCCACCUCCCCCUCCUCUCCCUUCAGGUUGUGGCGGCACGAUGGAUGAAAACGACCUGCAAGAUGGACCGGAAUACGAGGAGGAAGAGGUGGUGUUCCCCCUCUCUGCACCGCCCACAAACCAGUGGUACCAUGGCAAGCUAGACCGAACCAUUGCUGAGGAGCGGCUGCGCCAGGCUCGGACCCAUGGCAGCUACCUCAUCAGGGAGAGUGACCGCCGGCCCGGUUCCUUUGUCCUGUCUUUCCUCAGCAUGACCAAUGUGGUCAACCACUUCAGGAUAAUUGCCAUGUGUGGGGACUAUUACAUAGGCGGGAGGCGGUUCUCUUCCCUAUCAGACCUAAUUGGUUACUACAGCUACGUGUCUUGCCUGCUCAAAGGAGAAAAGCUGCAGUGGCCUGUGGCCCCUCCAGAGCCUGUAGAAGACAGGAGGAGAGUAAGGGCCAUACUGCCAUACACCAAAGUGCCAGAUACUGAUGAGAUCAGCUUCCUGAAGGGAGACAUGUUCAUCGUUCACAACGAACUGGACGACGGCUGGAUGUGGGUGACUAACGUUCGUACGGAGGAGCAGGGCCUCAUCGUGGAGGAUUUGGUAGAGGAGGUGUGCCGGGAAGAGGAUCCACAUGAGGGAAAAAUCUGGUAUCAUGGAAAGAUCACAAAACAAGAGGCCUACAACCUCCUGAUGACGGUUGGCCAGGUGUGCAGUUUCCUCGUGCGGCCGUCAGACAAUACACCUGGGGACUACUCCCUUUUUUUUCGCACCAAUGAAAACAUCCAAAGGUUUAAGAUCUCUCCCACCCCCAACAACCAGUACAUGAUGGGAGGGAGGUACUACAACAGUGUCGACGACAUCAUCGACCAUUACAAGAAGGAGCAGAUUGUCGAGGGUUACAACUUGAAAGAUCCGGUUUCAGUACAGCAGCAAGAACAAGUCAUCAGCGACACGGUGGAUGGGAGAGAAAUUUACAACACAAUCAGACGAAAAACAAAAGAUGCGUUCUACAAAAACAUAGUCAAGAAAGGCUACCUCCUCUUCAACAAAGGCAAAGGCAAACGGUGGAAGAACCUGUACUUUAUCCUGGAGGGUAACGAUGCCCAGCUAAUCUAUUUUGAGAGUGAGAAAAGAGCCACCAAACCCAAAGGGCUGAUCGACCUAAGUGUGUGCUCCGUCUAUGGUGUUCACGACAGCCUCUUUGGCAGGCCAAACUGUUUCCAGAUAGUUGUCCAGCACUUUAGUGAGGAACAAUACAUUUUCUACUUUGCCGGGGAAGCUCCUGAACAGGCACAGGUGAGCAGCCUGGUGCUUUAUGUGGAGGAGGCCCAUAAGCUGCCGGUGAAGUAUUUCACCAACCCUUACUGUAACAUCUACCUGAACAACGUCCAGGUGGCCAAAACGCACCCAAGGGAGGGGCCGAACCCCGUCUUCACAGAGGAGUUCAUUUUUGAUGACCUCUCGAGUGAAAUCAACAGGUUUGAGAUCAGCCUGAGCAACAAAACAAAAAAGAGCAAAGAAAGUGACAUCCUAUUCAUGCGUUGCCAGCUAAGCCGUCUGCAGAAGGGACAGAUGAUUGACGAGUGGUUCCCUCUCAGCUCCCACGUGCCGCUGAAGGGCAUCGAGCCAGGCUCUUUACGUGUGCGCGCACGCUACUCAAUGGAGAAGAUCAUGCCCGAAGAGGAGUACAGCGAGUUUAAAGAGAUGAUACUGCAAAAAGAGUUCCAUGUCAUCUAUGCACUGGCCCACGUGUGUGGUCAGGACCGCACCUUACUGGCAAGCCUCCUCCUGAGGAUCUUCAGACACGAAAAGGCCGAAGCUCCUCUUCUCAGGACUCUCAAUGACCGAGAGAUUUGCAUGGAGGAUGAAGCCACAACGUUGUUCCGGGCGACCACUCUGGCCAGCACUCUGAUGGAGCAGUACAUGAAAGCCACGGCGACGCCGUUUGUCCAUCACGCUCUCAAGGACACCAUUCUCAAGAUCAUGGAGAGCAAACAGUCCUGUGAGUUGAACCCCUCCAAACUGGAAAAAAAUGAGGAUGUCAACCUGAACCUGGCUCACCUCCUCAAUAUCCUGUCAGAACUGGUCGAAAAGAUCUUCAUGGCUGCCGAGAUCCUACCACCGACGCUAAGAUUCAUUUAUGGCUGUUUGCAAAAAUCCGUGCAGCAGAAAUGGCCAACUAAUACCACCAUGAGAACCAGAGUUGUAAGCGGGUUCGUCUUUCUAAGACUCAUCGGUCCUGCAAUCCUCAAUCCAAGAAUGUUCAACAUCAUUGCUGAUCCUCCGUCUUCAACAGCGGGCAGGACCCUCACACUGGUGGCAAAGUCUGUUCAGAACCUUGCCAACCUGGUGGAAUUUGGUGCAAAGGAGCCUUAUAUGGAGGGUGUGAAUCCGUUUAUCAAAAACAACAAGCAUAGGAUGAUCAUGUUCCUGGAUGAGUUGGGGAAUGUUCGUGAUCUUCCUGAAACCACAGAGCACUUUAGGACGGACCUGUCCCGAGACCUGGCUGCAUUGCACGAGCUUUGCGCCGCACACUCAGAUGAACUUCGGACGCUGAGUAAUGAGAGGGGGGCUCAGCAGCAUGUGUUAAAAAAGCUGCUGGCCAUCACGGAGCUCCUCCAACAGAAGCAGGCUCAGUAUGCCAUGUCCAACAGCAACAGGUAGUACAGCAUCAACCCACAUCCUACUCCACUCCCAUCUCCCUUCCCGCUUAUGACAAGUCUCCCGCACUGGGGGUGCUGCACUGGGGAGACCUCGCAUGUUCUACCCCCAUCUCCAUGGCAACCCCAUCCACGCCUCAUAACGUCAUUGUCCGAUAGUUCCCCGCCCCUGCCACCCAUUCCCAUCCAUGUUGUCCCAUUCACCGUGAGAGCUAUGCAACAACAGCUGAGUACAACCAAUGCAGUACUUAACUGGCACCAGUGACUGACAGCUGCCUGCACAGGACAAACUCCCCCCUUUCUCGUUUUGAACUGUGUGAAUGAGUCCAACUUUGGGUACAAUCAGUUCCCUUGCACAUAAGGGACAAUAUUUGGAUUCUGAAAGGUUUCUCAGUACUCGCCAGCCUUCUCUAGCACAAAUUGCCAAAGUGUACCCCCUUCCCGCUUCGUAUGAGGAAACUGACAUGAAGAAGCUAGUUGUGUCUUUUGUUGAAACUGGACUGCGAGCAAGGAUGCUUUUAUACUGUAAGUAGUGACUGACUUCUUUUCAAGUUUGUGACAUAAGGCCACGUGCCGAAACGAGCGUGGUUCUUUUUUCCGUUUGUUUUGUUCAAUUUUCUAGAUUGAAACGGUCUUUUGCGGAAAACAAAGUCUGGUUAUUUUAUACAAGAAUAAAUUCUCUUGCUGGAAUCAUGAGUAUAUAAGAGAGAUGAGCUGAAUUCUUCUCCCCUCAGAUUGUAUCAGCUGUUUUGAUUGUUGGUUAAGUUUUUGUUUUUCCCUUCCUCCAAAUUUUGCAAUCCGGGCAAAAAAAAAAAACAUAUCUGAGAAUCCAAGUAUGAUGCAAAGUGUUUACAGCAGAUUUUUUUGGAAAAUAGUACAGACUGUAUCAGACAUGCAUGCACUUAUUAAACAGUUUUUGUAUGUAAA
Molecule: messenger RNA, 4596 nt
Organism: Hippocampus comes (tiger tail seahorse)
Lineage: Eukaryota; Metazoa; Chordata; Actinopteri; Syngnathiformes; Syngnathidae
Gene: rasa1a
Product: RAS p21 protein activator (GTPase activating protein) 1a
Exons: 25
Coding region: 629-3673 (1014 amino acids)
Biological process (GO): regulation of GTPase activity
Molecular function (GO): protein binding
Source: RefSeq, a predicted model, not a curated record